AAUUUUGAAUUCCAUUUUGCAGAUGGCCUGAAUCCUGAUUUCUUUAUAUAUUUGAUUUUGUUUUUUCCCCCACUUGUCAAAGCAUUUGUAUUUCCUCUUUCUUACAACUGCAAUUUGAUGCUGGACUUCAUCCAUCCAUCCCUUCAAUAGUCCUCGAGAAUUAUUUCAGUCUGUUCUUUUACCUCUUGUCAUCUUGUCCGAACACACUAUUCUAAUGAUGGAUGGCAACUAAAAUUGUUAUGGGAUCUAAUACAGUUUAUACCAACCAUGGAAUUCCAUUUUUCAUCGAUGAUAUGAGUAAUCUUAUGUUACCUGAUCUGAAUUACAUUUAGUGUUUGUAUAGAUAAGUUUUGUGGAGCGCACACUGUGGAACGAAGUUGAAAAGAGCAAGAAAUCGCAAUCUAAACAGUAAACAAAUAAGUCCUGUAUAAUGGGAAAUGCAGCUGUGAACAAGUUUCUUUUCACAUCCUUGUCAUUAAGCUGUCAAUCCCAUUCAGCUUUGUCUACAUUUUGGAUAGUGUUUUGUUGCUUGCACUUUUGUGAUUUUAAUAGCCUCAAACAUUUUUGUGCUAUUAUUUAGGACAGAUUGAGAUGAACUAAUUCUCCAUGUCUAGCUAUACUUAAUCCACUUUGUUUUCAACUAACAUUCUACAAUCUAAUUACUGCUGCAGGUAGUGGUAAUUCAAACCAAACAGGAAUGAAUGUCGGCCUUUCCAUAGCAGGUGCAGUUCUUGCUGGUGUUGGCUUAGGUUGGUUGAUUUUCCACUACAGACAGAAGAAAAAGCAACGGCUUGCUGCACAACAUACCGAAACUGUGAGCAAUGACCUUCCACCUCCUCCUUCAAGCAAAAGCAUCUCGACUCCUCCAUCGACUACUUUUACCAGAAGCAUCCCCUCUUAUCCCUCUUCAAAAUCUGACUUUGGUAGGGCCAGCUCCUACUUCGGUGUGCAGGUCUUCAGCUAUAAUGAACUUGAAGAAGCUACCAAUAAUUUUGAUCCUUCUAGAGAACUAGGAGAUGGUGGCUUUGGCGCAGUAUACUAUGGGGUACUAGCUGAUGGCCGUGUAGUUGCUGUCAAGCGCUUGUACGAAAAUAAUUUUAAGCGUGUAGAGCAGUUCAUGAAUGAAGUUGAGAUCCUGACUCGGUUGAGGCACCAAAACCUUGUGACAUUAUAUGGAUGCACUUCAAAACGAAGCCGAGAACUGCUUCUUGUUUAUGAAUAUAUACCAAAUGGAACAGUGGCUGAUCAUCUCCAUGGGAAACGUGCCAAUUCUGGUUUGCUAUCUUGGACUGUGCGGUUGAAUAUCGCCAUUGAAACAGCCGAUGCACUGGCUUAUCUCCACAAAUCAGAUAUAAUACACCGUGACGUUAAAACCAACAACAUACUCCUUGACAAUGACUUUCAUGUAAAAGUUGCCGAUUUUGGGCUUUCCAGAUUGUUCCCCAACGACGUCACACACGUGUCAACAGCUCCACAAGGGACACCUGGCUAUGUUGAUCCUGAAUACUACCAAUGCUAUCAACUCACAGAAAAGAGCGAUGUUUAUAGCUUUGGAGUGGUUUUGAUCGAACUUAUAUCAUCAUUACAAGCUGUGGAUACCAACAGACAUCGCCAAAAUGUUAACUUAGCUAUCAUGGCGGUCAACAAGAUUCAAAAUCACACAUUGCACGAGUUAAUUGAUUCAAGUCUUGGAUUUGAGACAAACAGUGUAGUGAGAAGGAUGGCUACAUUAGUCGCGGAAUUGGCUUUUCAGUGUUUGCAACAGCAAAGGGAUAUGAGGCCUUCAAUGGAAGAAGUGCUGGAGGUCUUGAGAGGAAUUCAGAAUGGGGAUUUGGACGCUCACAAGGUAAAGGUUGUUGAGAUGUUGAUAAAUGACGAGGCUGGACCCUUGAAGGGUAGCGUUGCUCCAUCGUCACCGGAUUCAGUUGUCACGGAUAAAUAGGUUAGCAUCUCAGUUGUCAAUGAUAAAUAGGUUAGCAUCUCUACAACUAAUUCUAGUGGAUGAGAAAUCCUUUCAGUCUUCUUUUUGGUGAUUAUGUUUCAUCUAUUUGCACGUCUCAUUUUUAUACUGAGUAUACGGUUUUGACAGUCAGCUAAUACUGAUCUUAAGCUUCUAAAGGAUGUACGUAGAAAGUAGAGCUGUUUUUUAAAUUAUUCUUCUAUUAACAUUGUAUCUAAUAUGUGUUUUUUCAAAGUUAAUACUGACGGAUUUUUUUUUUU
Molecule: messenger RNA, 2220 nt
Organism: Olea europaea var. sylvestris
Lineage: Eukaryota; Viridiplantae; Streptophyta; Magnoliopsida; Lamiales; Oleaceae
Product: LEAF RUST 10 DISEASE-RESISTANCE LOCUS RECEPTOR-LIKE PROTEIN KINASE-like 1.3
Exons: 3
Coding region: 698-1942 (414 amino acids)
Biological process (GO): protein phosphorylation
Molecular function (GO): protein kinase activity; ATP binding
Source: RefSeq, a predicted model, not a curated record